Molecule: messenger RNA, 1335 nt
Organism: Fonsecaea multimorphosa CBS 102226
Lineage: Eukaryota; Fungi; Ascomycota; Eurotiomycetes; Chaetothyriales; Herpotrichiellaceae
Exons: 4
Coding region: 1-1335 (444 amino acids)
Source: RefSeq, a predicted model, not a curated record
AUGUGCAACUUACAGGAUCAUGGCGACCCGUCAUCAAACGAGUCAGCGAGCGAUUAUGAGGAAGGGCACGAGGUCACAUCUGACCAGAACGUGGACUCUUUAGUUACCGACUUCAUCCACGCUCAUGAGCGCCCUACCACCAGUGCCUCGAGAUCGGCAGCUUCGGCCGCGAAGCUGCCUCAUCCUGUGGUCAUUCCUCAACGCCGACCGGGGAACAAGCAGCGGGGUUUCGUCAAGGCGUACGCGCCGGCACUGGGACAGUAUGGUAUCGACCAAGAUACCUUCCUGGAAUUCAUUCGUGCCAUGAACAAGGCCGUCCAACAGAACGCAUGGCUCGCAGCCAUUCAAUUAGCCGCCGUGGGCGCUUCGUUUGUCCCGAAUGGCAUUGCUACCGGCGUCUCUUUGGCCGUCCAGUUUGUCGCGAGUGCGAUUGCACAGGCCGAGGCCAAAUGGAGGACCAAUUCUUUCUUGGACCGGAUGAACAGAGAAUUCUUCCGUCCUCGGGGGCUGUUCUGUCUGCUCAUGUCGUACAAUCCAAUCGCAAUGGGGACGCAGAGCGCAAGGGAAGAUCCCGAUGCCCUAUCCAAGGCGCUCUUGUCUUCGUCCCCCACCUCCAAGCAGAAACUGACCGCCCGGGCAAAGAAGAACCUUCGGAAUCCAAUAGCCGCUACCGCGGAAGGAGAGGAGAACCUGCCCACUAGCACGGCCCCAUUGAUAUACCCGGAGACCAUUGGUGUCGAGAAGCCUCGUUCGCCGGGUGAGCCAGAGCAGAAGCAAAAGCUUGGUGAUCGGCUGAAUCAGUACUUUGACAAGCGAGCCCAGGCGCGAUAUGCCAAAGAAAGUAAUAGAGACAUUCUCUCGAACCCGCAGCCGGUCCAAUUCAAGAACAAGUACCUUGAUCCGAACUCUGCCGUGAGCAACGGCGGUCUCCUGGGUCUGGUAUCGGGAGGACGCCUCACCCGCGAUCCCGACAAGAUCAAACAGAGCACGCAAGCCGCCAUGGCGUCCCAGGAGCAAGCCAUUCGAGAGCAACAGUCCGCCAUGAUGGCAACCAUGCAACAGCAACUACAAGCCAUGAACCUCCCACCCGAGCAACAGCAAGAGUACCUGAAGCAGUACCAGGAUCUGUAUAGCCUUCAGCUGCAGCAGAUCCAGCAGCAGUCAGACCUGGUCGAAAAGGGGCAAUGGCAGCGCCGUAUUGUGCGGGACAUUCUGUAUUUGAUGAUUGUCGACAUGCCGUCUGAUGCAGAAAUGGCGGCCGCCCGGAGGCAGCUGAACAGCGCGGGCCAGGCGGAGCCAACAGAGGAUGUGAAGUUCACGACCGUGGACGUAUAG